CUCGUUAGAGUAAAAGUCAGUUCUGUGCUACCUGUGUGCAAUUAAUUUGGUUUUUUGUAGUUCAAUUUUAAAUAACUUUUUAUCCUUUAGGCUGUACAGUGUGUUAAAUAUAAAUUAUUAAUAAGUGUUUUCAACUUUGUGAUCAGAGUAGAAAUAUUCUUCCAAAGUUUCCAUGUUUUAACAUGCUUAUAGUUGGUUCUUAGGAUAUGUAAAUAUUCUAAUCAAAUAUAAUAUUUUCUAGAGCAAUUAGAUAUGAUGCUCAAUAAAGUAUUGCUCUCAACCGAUGUAGCUUUAGUUUGUACGCAACAUGCUCUUUCUACUGAGAAAGAAGAAAUAAUGGGACUUCUCAUAGGAGAGGUCUGUGAUGAUAACAGCUUGGUUUCCAUUGUCUCAUCAGUCAUAUUACGUAGAUUGGAUAAAAAACCAGAUAGAGUUGAGAUCUCUGAAGAGCAAUUAGUACAAGCUACGGUGAGGGCUGAAGAGCUUGCUGCGGAAGUAGGCAGGCCAUUGAGAGUAGUGGGAUGGUAUCAUUCCCAUCCACAUAUAACAGUUUGGCCAUCUCAUGUUGAUCUGGCCACACAAACCAUGUAUCAAAGAAUGGAUUCAAGUUUUGUUGGCAUAAUAUUUGCUGUAUUUAUAACAGACCAAGCAGCAAAGGCAUCCUCUGUACAAAUCACAUGUUUCCAGUCUAUAAAUGAUGGCUCAAGUCAAAGCAGAAGGGAAAUUGAAUUAGAAAUAACCAACAAUAACAAUUCUUUAUUAAGAAAGAAUUUUGAACUACUUACACAGUUACCAAAAACAUUAAAGGAAGAAGAAGAUGAGGCGUUUGCAUUAGAGGCAGGGCUAGAUGAAACAGAUGAUAUUAUUAUCAAGCAACAUAACACUGCUGUGAGAACAAUGGCUAUUGGACACAUUGUGGAAAAGAUAUCUCGGCCCAUGUUGGAAGCUCUGGUAGCAAGAAAUGCAUUGAACAAAAUCAGAGUAAGAGCCUUAAAAAAACAGCAUCAAGAGUUAAUGUCCAAGUUAGACAAUAUGUCAGAUAAUAGUUAAUUCAAUUAAUAAAACAAGACAAUCAAUUUUAAGCUAAAAAUUAUACUUUUAAUACUACAA
Messenger RNA from Leptidea sinapis, 1110 nucleotides. RefSeq names its product lys-63-specific deubiquitinase BRCC36-like. The record is from RefSeq and is a predicted model, not a curated record. Gene Ontology annotation, biological process: double-strand break repair. Gene Ontology annotation, molecular function: cysteine-type deubiquitinase activity; polyubiquitin modification-dependent protein binding; metallopeptidase activity. NCBI's taxonomy places the organism in Eukaryota, Metazoa, Arthropoda, Insecta, Lepidoptera, Pieridae. The coding region runs from base 253 to 1050 and encodes 265 amino acids. Gene Ontology annotation, cellular component: BRCA1-A complex; BRISC complex. The transcript is spliced from 6 exons.